This is a messenger RNA of Asparagus officinalis (garden asparagus), 982 nucleotides long. RefSeq names its product fasciclin-like arabinogalactan protein 1. The transcript has 2 exons. The record is from RefSeq and is a predicted model, not a curated record. Lineage: Eukaryota; Viridiplantae; Streptophyta; Magnoliopsida; Asparagales; Asparagaceae. Bases 63 to 590 code for a protein of 175 amino acids.
ACGCUCCCGGCCCCUCAGCCUCCUCAUCCUCGCCUCCUCCGCCGGCAAAUCUCAUCGGCCUCAUGUCCAAAAAAGGCUGCAAGAACUUCGCCGAUCUACUAACCGCGGGCACCGGAGAAGCCUCCAAAUCGUUCUCCGACUCCGUCUCCGGCGGCCUCACCGUAUUCUGCCCUAACGAUGGCGCGGUCAAGGGAUUCGCGCCGAAAUUCAAGAACCUGACCGCCGACGGGAAGAUCUCUCUGCUCCUGUACCACGGGGUUCCGGUGUACUACUCCCUCUCCUCCCUCAAAUCCAGCAACGGCGUCAUGAACACUCUGGCCACCGACGGCGUCGCCAAGAACUACAACUUCACCGUGCAGAACAACGGUGAGAUCGUGACGAUCAAGUCGGCGGGGACCACGGCGAGCAUCAAGACGACGGUGGUGGAUAAGGAUCCGCUGGCGGUUUAUAGUGUCGAUGAGGUUUUGGAGCCUGCGGAGCUGUUUAAGCCUGCGGAGGUUCCGUCGCCGGCGCCCUCGCCGGCGGAGGCUGCCUCAUGCUCGGCGGAGGGAAGGGAAGGAGAAGAAGAAGAAGCAUGCGGCGUCGGCUGAUGCUCCGGCGGGCCCGAUGGGCAGCCGGCGGAUCAGAAGGCGGCGGAUGAGAACGGAGGGAGGAGAGAGCCACGUGAUGUGGUGGGCUUUGGCGGCGAUGGCGCGGAGUGGCCAUGGCAGCUUAGGUUCUAUUUCUGUUUUUUUUUUUUUUUUUUUUCCUUCAAGGGAUUUGGAUUUGUUGUGAUAUUUUUGUUUGUAGUGGAGUUCCAAUGCAUUGAACAUGGAAUAACGAGUGGGAGAGAGAUUGCCCUUUUAGAGGGGUUUUUUGUUGUGCGUUUGUGUUUUUCAAUUUUUUUUUUUUUUAAAUUUCUUAUAUAGGAUGUGUGAUUAAGUUGUAACAUGAUGAAUUGAAAUGAAGGUAAGUGUUUGAUGAUGCUUGAAUAUUCUUUUAA